Messenger RNA from Ostrea edulis (European flat oyster), 703 nucleotides. RefSeq lists its product as uncharacterized. The coding region runs from base 8 to 703 and encodes 231 amino acids. The record is from RefSeq and is a predicted model, not a curated record. The transcript is spliced from 3 exons. NCBI's taxonomy places the organism in Eukaryota, Metazoa, Mollusca, Bivalvia, Ostreida, Ostreidae.
AAAAACUAUGGAAAACAUUCGAAAUAGAGUAGAUUUUAAUCUGGUGCACACGAAAAAGCGACUCCAAAAGCUCGCCAGCAAGCCAAGUUUUGAUACCUCCACCAUCUUCAAUAAACAUCUUGUAGGAGUUAAAAACAAAAAAGUUAAACUUUUGUUCGACAAGCCCAUCUAUACAGGAAUGGUAAUAUUGGACCUUUCAAAGUUCUUUAUGUAUGAGUUCCAUUAUGGUUUCGUAAAAAAAGAGUAUGGGGAGAAUGCAAAGUUGUUAAUGACCGAUACAGACUCGCUAUUUUUCAGGUUUGAAAUGGAUGACUUUUACCCAGAAAUGGAUAAGCAUAUAGAUUUGUUCGAUACUUCCAAUUAUCCAAGAGAACACUUCCUAUUUAGUGAAAAACACAAGAAGGUGGUUGGUAAAAUGAAAGAUGAAACAGCAGGAUAUCCGAUUAAAGGAUUCGCUGGUUUGCGAGCAAAAAUGUAUUCUUUUAUCAUUCACGAUGGAAGGGGGAGUGAAGUGAAGAAAGCCAAGGGUGUUUCCAAAUCUGUGAUUAGCAAAGAACUCUCAUUUGAACAGUAUCAGCGCUGUCUUUUCGGUGACGAAACAGAGAGACAUCAAAUGCGUUCAAUUCGAAGUGAACUUCACAUUCUUUAUCUUAAAGCAAUCAACAAAAUUUCCCUUUCUCCAUUUGAUGAUAAGCGAUAUUAG